Messenger RNA from Tarenaya hassleriana, 1162 nucleotides. Its product is annotated as ribosomal RNA small subunit methyltransferase G. Gene Ontology annotation, molecular function: rRNA (guanine-N7-)-methyltransferase activity. The transcript is spliced from 7 exons. Gene Ontology annotation, biological process: rRNA processing. Gene Ontology annotation, cellular component: cytosol; cytoplasm. The coding region runs from base 26 to 886 and encodes 286 amino acids. NCBI's taxonomy places the organism in Eukaryota, Viridiplantae, Streptophyta, Magnoliopsida, Brassicales, Cleomaceae. The record is from RefSeq and is a predicted model, not a curated record.
CUGCUUAGCGCGCGGGAGAGAAAAAAUGUAUUGUUAUCCAGCAAAGAGCAGCAGAGUGGCGCCCUGUGUCUCUCUGCUUUUCUCAGCGGGGAAUUUCAUCAAACACCUUCGCUUCGCGAGAUCCGUAGCGUUUCUUCCAUGGCAAAUCCACACAAAUUCCUCUGUAAGCACGGGAGCCUCUUGUUUUAAGACCCUAAGUUCAACUCAACAGGACCAGAUUCAUCUCUACGUCGAUACCCUUCUCCAAUGGAACCAGAAAAUGAACCUUACAGCUGUGAAAAACUCAGAGGAAGUAAUGGAGAGGCAUAUUGAAGAUUCUCUUUCGAUUUUGCCACCUAUAAAGAGUUGUUACACCUUGCACUGUAAUGCUUCGUUCGAUAGCAUCAAUUUGAUCGAUGUGGGAAGCGGCGCCGGUCUUCCUGGGCUGGUAAUAGCCAUUGCUUGCCCAGAUUGGAGGGUCACACUCAUGGAGUCUAUAAACAAGCGGUGUGUUUUCUUGGAGCAUGUGGUUAAUGUCACUGGGAUUUCAAAUGUUCAAAUCUUAAGAGGAAGAGCCGAGAAUUUGGGGCACGAUGCUAUGUACAGAGAGAAGUUUGAUGUAGCUAUCGCUAGAGCUGUUGCGGAGAUGAGAGUUUUAGCCGAGUAUUGCCUUCCUUUGGUCAGGGUCGGCGGGUUAUUUGUAGCUGCCAAGGGUCAUGAUCCUAAGGAGGAGGUCCAAAAUGCAGAAAAAGCAGUUCGUUUUAUGGGCGGUUCCAUAUUACAAAUUUGCCCAGUGGAAUCACACAGCCCGUAUGGACAGAGAACCGCCGUCAUUUCCCUGAAACAUGGUCCGACUCCACAGAAGUAUCCCCGUGAUCCAGGUACACCAGCAAAAGCGCCUCUUUAAAUCAUCACCCUUCUCUCCAUCGUGGUUUCGUUAAUGGUAUUGAUGGUCUUCGUGCUAUUCUCAGUUUUCGAGUUUUUUUCCCUUUCUUUCCCUGGUUAAUAUCUAAAGCAUAGAAGAUCUGAAGAAUCUGUGUAGAUAUUUCACCGUACCUAACUUCUCCAUUUGGGCAUUAGUUAAACAGCUCAUUCUUUUGAAAGAUUGAGUAGAUAAUAGUAUCUUCAGCAAGAAGGGAUGGGAUAUAUAUAUAUAUAUUCUGAGGUAAGAUUUCAUAUGACA